Malurus melanocephalus (red-backed fairy wren) is the source of this 4329-nucleotide messenger RNA. RefSeq names its product endosome-lysosome associated apoptosis and autophagy regulator family member 2 (gene ELAPOR2). The transcript is spliced from 22 exons. NCBI's taxonomy places the organism in Eukaryota, Metazoa, Chordata, Aves, Passeriformes, Maluridae. Gene Ontology annotation, biological process: positive regulation of BMP signaling pathway. The record is from RefSeq and is a predicted model, not a curated record. The coding region runs from base 220 to 3249 and encodes 1009 amino acids.
CCGGCUCUGGCGGUGCCGCUGCCGGGGCGGCCGCGGGGCCGCUGUGUCCGACAGCCCCGGGGUUAUGCCCGGCUGCAGGAGCGGCGCAGGGCCAGGGCCAGCCCGCGGCCGGGGCUCGGAGGUGUCCGGCAGGAGCCGGGGGCGGUGAUCCCAGCAGCACCCCCCGCCCCCGGGAAGGGGUGCGCGGGCGCUCCGCGGCGCGGGAGGAGGAGGAGGAGGAUGAUGCUGCUGAGGAUGCUGAGGAUGCGGCGGGCCGGAGCGGAGCGGGGGUACCCGGGCAGCGCCUGGGUGUGCUGCUGGCUGCUGGGCUGGCAGGCGGCCGCCCUGCAGCUGCCGCCCUGCGAAGAGACAGAUUACCACUUCGAGUACACRGAGUGCGACAGCAGUGGCUCCAGAUGGAGGGUGGCUGUCCCGAAUCCAUCCGUGGAGUGCUCUGGACUACCUGACCCCGUCAAAGGGAAGGAAUGCACUUUUUCCUGUGCCUCUGGUGAGUACCUGGAGAUGAAGAACCAGGCGUGCAGCAAAUGUGCAGAGGGGACCUACUCUCUGGGCAGUGGGAUCAAGUUUGACGAGUGGGACGAGCUGCCAGCGGGAUUCUCCAACGUGGCGACUUUCAUGGACACARCAGUGGGCUCCUCCGAGGGCAAAGCCGACAGCUGCAACAACUCCUCGUGGACGCCUCGAGGGAAUUACAUCGAGUCUAACAGGGAUGAUUGUACAGUUUCUCUCAUCUACGCUGUGCACCUGAAGAAAUCCGGCUCUGUCUUCUUUGAAUACCAGUAUAUUGACAACAACAUCUUCUUUGAGUUUUUUAUACAAAAUGACCAGUGCAAAGAAAUGGAGUCCACGGCAGACAAGUGGGUGAAGCUCACAGACAACGGGGAAUGGGGCUCUCAUUCUGUAACUCUGAAAUCAGGCAGCAAUAUAUUAUACUGGAGAACAACAGGGAUUCUCAUGGGCUCCAAAGUAGUAAAACCAGUUCUAGUGAAGAACAUCACAAUUGAAGGAGUUGCGUACACGUCUGAAUGCUUCGCGUGCAAGCCUGGUACCUUCAGUGACAAACCUGGGGCUUCUGGCUGCCAGGUGUGCCCACGAGACACUUAUUCUGAGAAAGGGGCUAAAGAGUGCACCAAGUGUAAAGAAGAAAUGUAUUAUGCAGAGGAGGGAUCCAGUGCGUGUAUAGAGCGACCUCCUUGCACAAGCAAAGACUUUUUCCAGAUCCAUACCCCGUGUGAUAAGGAGGGAAAAACUCAGAUCAUGUACAAGUGGAUUGAACCCAAGAUCUGCAGAGAGGAUCUUCCCGGUGCACUGACCCUCCCUCCUUCUGGAGAGAGGCAGGACUGUCCACCCUGCAAUCCUGGCUUCUACAACAACGCCUCAUCUUCCUGUACUCCCUGCCCACCAGGCACAUUUUCGGAUGGCACACAGGAGUGCAAAGCCUGCCCUGCUGGGACCGAGCCAGCUCUUGGGUUUGAGUACAAGUGGUGGAACAUCCUGCCUGGAAACAUGAAGACAUCUUGCUUUAAUGUUGGCAACUCAAAGUGUGAUGGGAUGAAUGGUUGGGAGGUGGCUGGUGACCACAUCCAGAGUGGGGCAGGAGGCUCUGACAAUGACUAUCUUAUCUUGAACCUGCACAUCCCAGGAUUUAAACCUCCGACAUCMGUGACAGGAGCAACUGGGUCAGAACUCGGACGGAUUACUUUUAUUUUUGAGACCAUCUGUUCAGCAGAUUGUGUGCUGUACUUUAUGGCAGAUGUUAAUCGAAAAAAUACCAAUGUGGUGGAAUCAUGGGAAAGAAGUAAAGAAAGACAAUCCUACACUCACAUCAUCUCCAAAAACGCUUCCUUCACCUUCACUUGGGCCUUUCAGAGAAUAAAUGAGGGCCAAGAUAGCAGACAGUUCAUCAAUGACAUGGCCAAGAUCUACUCCAUCACAGUGACCAACGCAGUGGACGGAGUGGCCUCCUCUUGCCGSGCCUGUGCCCUGGGCUCUGAGCAGUUGGGCUCAUCCUGCGUGCCCUGCCCACCAGGACAUUACAUCGAGAAAGAGAGCAGCCAGUGCAAGGAGUGUCCGCCCGACACCUUCCUGUCCAUCCACCAGGUCUAUGGCAGGGAGGCCUGCAUCCCCUGUGGGCCUGGCAGCAAGAGCACCAAGGACCACUCUGCCUGCUACAGUGACUGCCUGGUGUCCUACAUCAAGGACAACCAGAGCCUGAAUUACAAUUUUAGCAACCUCAGCCAGGUGGGCUCACUGAUGAGCGGACCCAGCUUCACUUCCCGAGGGACCAAGUUCUUCCACUUCUUUAACAUCAGCCUGUGUGGGAAUGAGGGGAAGAAGAUGGCAAUUUGCACUGACAAUAUCACAGAUGUUACUCUGAAGGACAUGGUUGCAGAAUCAGAAGAUUUUUCUAAUUUUGUGGGAGCUUUUGUCUGUCAGUCCACCAUCAUCCCAUCAGACAGCAAGGGUUUUCGAACAGCCCUGGCUCUGCAGUCCAACAGCCUUGCUGACAGGUUCUUAGGAGCUACUGUUGAAACAACACUGGAAAAUAUCAGCAUCAAGGCAGACAUGUUUCCUCCCUCUCCAAUCAAAAUACCGGAUGUGCAUUUCUUUUACAAGUCCUCAACAGUGACAACCUCCUGUGAAAAUGGCAGAGCAACUGUAGUGGCAAUGAGAUGCAACCCCAACAAACCAAAUCAAGGAGAGCUUUCUGUSCCCAGCUCCUGCCCCGCGGGCACCUGUGAUGGAUGCACUUUCUACUUCAUGUGGGAAAGUGCAGAAGCUUGUCCUCUYUGCACAGAGCAAGACUACCACGAGAUUGAGGGGGCCUGCAAAAAGGGAUUUCAGGAAACCUUGUAUGUAUGGAAUGARCCAAAGCAUUGCAUUAAAGGAGUUUCCUUGCCAGAAAAAAGGACAAGCCCUUGUGAAACAGUAGAUUUUUGGCUUAAAGUUGGAGCUGGUGUUGGUGCUUUCACAGCUGUUCUGCUCAUAGCCUUGACUUGCUAUUUUUGGAAGAAGAACCAGAAACUGGAGUAUAAAUAUUCCAAAUUAGUGAUGACAACGAACUCAAAAGAAUGUGAACUGCCAGCUGCUGACAGCUGUGCUAUAAUGGAAGGAGAAGAUAAUGAAGAAGAAAUAGUAUAUUCAAAUAAGCAGUCACUGCUGGGGAAGCUCAAGUCCUUGGCAACUAAGGAAAAGGAAGAUAAUUUUGAAUCUGUUCAACUGAAAUCUUCAAGAUCCCAGAAUAUAUGAAGAACUAAUGCUGCCUUCAAAGAAACAAACCUAAUUUCUAUUUUUACAGGACCAUAUUUUAAACAUAUUCUGGCACACAUUAUAGUGGUGAUCUUGGUGAGAAAUGCUUGGCCAUUUAGGAGGAAAGAAGACAGGAAGCAAACCAGAAAAUUGGAUUGCCUUACCAUGUGAUUGAGUACCUUGCCAAAAAAAGAAAGCAGAUGCUUGGAUUCCACACUGGGAAUGAAAUUCAACUCAGGAAGAGAUAAACAUACUGCAAAUAACAUGAAUUUUUUGCAUUCACCUGGGCAUCACUCAGGCAUGCCAUAUGAUUUAUAGGUACCUUUUGUUUCCUUCUCACUCCUUCUAUGUUUAUUCCUAAGAAAUGAUUAUCAGGGAGGCCUGCAACCUCCUGCAAAGGUUGUGUGUUSUUGUUUACUGGCACAACUGUGAGUCUCUCUUGAAAUCAAAAUUGUGAAUGGUACUUGGAAUGAGCCUCAGGUGAGUUUUGAACUCUGGAAAAUACUUUUAAUUUCAAYGCUUUGAAGGUCUGGGUGGUCUGUGUUGACCUCUAAUACAAGAGAAAUGGUGGUGCACCUGCAAACUACACCUGUUCUGGUGCUUAAUUCAUGGCCAUCAGGGUUGGGGUAAAACCUYGUGCUAUUAAAUUUAAAUUUGAUGCUGUUGUGUGGAUUGUAGGUCUGGCCCCAUGAGUUUAUAGGCAGCAGUAGGUUCAAACUCUAUAGAGAGAUGUAAAGUGGUACCUACAGUGCAAGUUGCACUUGUCCCUCUCUGUGGAAGCUUGUCCUUUCGAGAGAGGUCUUUGGCAGAUUCCGUGUCCUCCCUUGUGCUGCAUAAAUGUCACCUUUCCCAGGGCUAGGACCCAGCAAAGCCUGAACUCUGGAGGUACAGCAAAAAUCUCUACUUUUGGGAAUCAGGGAUCAGCUUUGUCAGUUGGGAGGCUUGUUAGAAAUAGUCAGCCUGCUUUAUUCCUGGGCCCACACAAGGAAUGAGGAUGGAUGGAUGGAUGGAUGGAUGGAUGGAUGGAUGGAUGGAUGGAUGGAUGGAUGGAUGGAUGGAUGGAUGGAUGGGAUGGAUGGG